Molecule: messenger RNA, 780 nt
Organism: Haemonchus placei
Lineage: Eukaryota; Metazoa; Nematoda; Chromadorea; Rhabditida; Trichostrongylidae
Source: the annotation of a GenBank genome assembly
AUGCGUGUCGCAGUCAAUUUGAAUAUGUUCCAUCCAGAGCUACCAUUGCUUCAACGGUACAAGGUUGCAGCUGCAGCUGGUUUUCGGCAAGUCGAAGUUUCACUUCCUUAUUCAGAAAAAGCGGAAGAUCUGAAGAACACUGCAGAUUCUCUUGGUCUUGCCCAUACACUCAUAAAUGCGCCAACAGGCGAUUGGUCAAAAGGUUUCCGUGGCUUGGCCGCAUUGUCUUCAUGCAAAACAGAAUUUCGGGAGAGCAUUGACACUGCAAUACAUUACGCAAAGACAUUGAAGUGUGACAAAGUGCAUGUCAUGGCCGGUAUACCUUCAAGCUCAGAUACAGAAGUAUCAAAGUUGUUUGUGGAUAAUGUUGCUUAUGCAGCGGAGAAGUUGGGCAAGGCAGACAUUAUGUGCCUCAUCGAGCCGAUCAAUCAUUACACAGUACCAGGCUACUUUCUUUCCUCUUAUGAGCAAGCAAAGGCUGUCAUUGAUACGGUAAAACUGCCAAAUUUGAAAAUCCAAUACGAUGUUUUUCAUGCACAGCAGAUUUGUGGACAAAUCUCAGCUUUCAUAAAGAAGCACAAGGAUUUAAUAGGCUACAUACAGGUGGCUCAAGUGCCGUCUCGUGAUGAGCCACAUACUCCUGGUGAGAUCGAUUACAAGUAUGUAUUUGGGCAGUUACAAUCUGCGAAUCCAAACUGGACAAUAGGAUUGGAGCACAACUUUCAUGAUAAUCAUGGUGCACCUAAAGAUUGGGUUAAGCAGCUUGGAUUAGACAUGUAG